Molecule: messenger RNA, 345 nt
Organism: Sparassis crispa
Lineage: Eukaryota; Fungi; Basidiomycota; Agaricomycetes; Polyporales; Sparassidaceae
Exons: 3
Coding region: 1-345 (114 amino acids)
Source: RefSeq, a predicted model, not a curated record
AUGCCAAGUCUGGCAGCACUUCCAGAUGAGCUGCCGAUCCAUCGUCCCACCCAUUGGGAACAGGUUCCAGGCUUAUUCCCAGAUACCACACAGCUGCUGCCAAUGGCAGUCCCUGGAGAGAUGAAUGCCACUUCUGGCUCACAAGUGGCCCGCCUUGGUAGAUCGUUUGCGCAGAUCGCAGCAGAGGCAGACAGUUCCAUGGACGAUGACGAAGGUGAUAGCUUUGCGCGUGAGCUCAACCUCACUGAGGAUAUGCACGUUGCGAACCUCAAUGCCAGCUCGACCGUGUUCCAAAUGGGGUACAUUCUGAGGGACAUUCGUGGCAAGGCGUAUUGCAGGAACUGA